Molecule: messenger RNA, 1334 nt
Organism: Cucurbita moschata (crookneck pumpkin)
Lineage: Eukaryota; Viridiplantae; Streptophyta; Magnoliopsida; Cucurbitales; Cucurbitaceae
Product: mitogen-activated protein kinase kinase kinase 18-like
Exons: 1
Coding region: 18-1334 (438 amino acids)
Biological process (GO): protein phosphorylation
Molecular function (GO): protein kinase activity; ATP binding
Source: RefSeq, a predicted model, not a curated record
UUCCUUCUAUAUCAGCCAUGGUCUGGACGAGAGGCCCUGCCGUCGGCCGCGGCUCAUCUGCCACCGUCUAUUUGGCCACAGACGCCUCCUCCGGCCACCACUUCGCCGUCAAGUCCACCGACCUCUCUUCAUCAGCGUUGUUGCAGAAGGAACACGCUCUUCUCUCCAAAUUGAGCUCUCCAUACCUUAUCAACUGCCUAGGUUUCGACAUUGAAACCGAAACCUUCAAGAUUCCGGUGUUCAAUCUGUUCAUGGAGUAUUUUCCGGAGGGGACGCUGUGGGAUGCGAUUCAGAGCAGCGGCGGCCGGAUGGAGGAAUCGGCGAUCCGAGUGUUUUCGCGCCAGAUUUUGAAAGGACUGGAGUACCUUCAUGCUAAUGGAUUGGCGCAUUGCGAUAUUAAGAGCCGGAAUCUGUUACUGAGCGAUGCAGGUUUAAAAAUCGCCGAUCUAGGUUGUGCGAAAUUUGUGGAUGGAGUUUCCGAAAAUGGAGUUAGGGAUUUUUCUGGUUCGCCGGCGUUUAUGGCGCCGGAGGUUGCGAGAGGUGAAGAACAGGGGUUUCCAGCGGAUAUUUGGGCUUUUGGAUGUACAGUCAUUGAAAUGGCUACUGGCGAACAUCCGUGGGCGGAUAUAAAAGAUCCGGUGUCGGCGUUGUAUCGGAUUGGAUUUACCGGCGAGUUGCCGGAGGCUCCACGGUGGUUAUCGGAGUGGGCGAGGGACUUUGUCGCUAAGUGUUUGAUAAAAGUCCCGAAAGAAAGAUGGACUGCGAAACAGCUUCUUGAGCAUCCGUUUCUUCAGGAAUUUGAUUCCGAGUCGGAAAUUGAAUCUUCGAGGAUGAAAACGGUGAAUUCUUCUCCGAGGUGUGUUUUGGAUCAAAGCUUUUGGGAUUCAAUGGAAGAUUCAAAGACUCCAUUGAAGGUAACGCAUCAAGCUUCGUUGGAGGAUUGUCCGGCUGAGAGGAUUAGAAGUUUGGCUGGUAAUUUGUCGUCCGAUUGGGACUUGGAAGGGGACGAUGGAGAUUGGAUUUUGAUCAGAAACAAUGGCGUCGGCGGUGGAAGCCAUGGAAAUGGAUCUGUGAGCUCAGAUUUUUCAGCUACAGUUGAAGAAGAAGAAGAGCUGGAAAUUUUGAACUUGGAAUUUGAAGAAAAUUCUGUAUUGUUCUGUUCAUAUGAUGAUGAUUCUGGUAUUAUGAACAAUGGGAGAGGAGGAUUAGAAAUGGAAAUUGGGAGAUUUGGAGGUAAAAAUUGUAAUUGUUCUUCAUUAAUGCAAUUUGAUCUUUUAUUUCCUCAAGAUCUUCAUCUUCUGUUGUUUCAUUGCCUCAAAGAUUCAUGGUUUUGA